AUGACGCCUUAUCGGCCCCGCGCCAUUGAGAUCGCCGAUACAAACGAAGUCCGCCUCUCCGCCUUCCCAAUCCCGAACGACCCCAAGGUUUUCACCAUUCGAGUCUGGAAGGACCGCCACGGCCACUUCUAUAGACAGGAGGUGGAGUACCUCCGUACUGAGCUGGACGAGGACGGCGACCCAGGGCCACCCAUGACCAUAGAGGGUACGCGCAUUGACAUGAAGACCAUCUGGCCACGAUACAAACGCUCGUGGCCCAAAUGGCGCCGAGGCCGAGGCCUCAGUCGCAACACGCCGGUCUUCCAUAAGUUUACCGAGCUGCCGAUUUUCGAAGUGGGUGGGCUCGUCUCGGUCCUAGUGGUGUUUGCUCACUAUCGCCAGGAGUUUGUCAAGGCAGAGCAAUCGCACACCGUCCGUGAGAUAUACAUCAACGAGAUGGUGAGCUCUGCGCAGCACGCAAACCUCCUUCCCUUCCUGGGCUGUGAGGUUGAAGGAGGUCGCGUUGCGUCUCUUGUCUUUCCCUUCCUCUACUGGACCCUUGAGGAUGCUGUCUGCGGCAUGUUUAAUAAGAAUGUUCCCAGUCGAGCGCUCAAGUGGACACAUGUCAGCCUCUCGAGCCAACACGUUCGGUUCACCCGCAACGGCAAGAUGAGCGACCGCCGUGACCACUGCAAGGAAGAAGACUUCGUCGAAGUCUUCACCCCGAUCAUGGCUAUCGGCAAUGUCAUGACGGAUAUCACCGCCGCCGUCACUUACCUUCGUGACACGUACCAGCUGUGUUAUCUCAACCUGGCGCCGCACAACGUCAUGUAUAAUCACAAGAAUGACAAGUGGGUGAUUGUCGGCCUGGGCGAGUGUCACAAGGAGGGGACGACGUUCGCCAAUGGGAUUCCGGGCCCGAUGGGCUGGACGGAGAACAGCAACACUGUCACUUGGGGGGUAGUGCUGUCAAUGCUGGUCGAGAUUGAGAAUUACAUCAAGACCGGAGAGUAUCCAAGAGUCACCCACUGGCUGAACUCUUCGCAGAUAUGUAGUUCCGAUAUGCAUUAG
Vanrija pseudolonga is the source of this 1050-nucleotide messenger RNA. RefSeq lists its product as uncharacterized. The transcript has a single exon. The record is from RefSeq and is a predicted model, not a curated record. The coding region runs from base 1 to 1050 and encodes 349 amino acids. NCBI's taxonomy places the organism in Eukaryota, Fungi, Basidiomycota, Tremellomycetes, Trichosporonales, Trichosporonaceae.